CGCCCAGCUCCUCCCCCAACUUUUUCCGACCCUACGGUUGACCCCCAACGCUCCUUUGAUCGGACCCCGAUUUGAUCUGACUUCGCCUGGACUGGCACCGCAAGAGACACCACAGUCACCCAGUCACACCAACCAAGACUGCAAUCCAGGACAAUCCCCAAUCCUCCGAUCCGGCCAGGCCGUCCAGCAGUCUGCUUCCUCCCCCUCCUCCUCUCCUCCUUUCGAAUAACCCCCUCCUGCCUCGGCCAUCAACAGAGGUCUGAAAGCAGCGCUCCGUCGAGAAACAUGUCUUCCUCAGCCGCCGCCUUCUCCCGGGCAUCCCGCCCGCUCUUCUCCUCCGCCUCCGCCGCUGCCCAGACCCGACAGGCCUUCUCUCGCGCCUUCCGCACCCAGCAGCGACAACAAUGCGGCCGCAGGUGGCAGUCCACCGCCAGCGCUGAGCAGCAGGCCGCCGCCCAGGUCGGCUGGUUCAAGCGCAUGUGGGACAGCCCCAUCGGCCUCAAGACGGUGCACUUCUGGGCCCCCGUCAUGAAGUGGGCUCUCGUCCUCGCCGGUGUCGCCGACUUCGCCCGCCCGGCCGAGAAGCUCUCCCUGCAGCAGAACGGCGCCCUGACCGCCACCGGCAUCAUCUGGACCCGCUGGUGCCUCAUCAUCAAGCCCAAGAACUACCUGCUCGCCGCCGUCAACUUCUUCCUCGGCCUUGUCGGGGUCGUCCAGGUCUCCCGCAUCCUGAUGUGGCGCAACAGCCAGAAGGGCAACACCACCGUCGCCGACGCCGCUGUCGAGGUCAAGGACGAGGUCAAGGAGGCUGUCAAGAGUGCCUAGGAGGGUCGCCAAGUCUGCGGUGCGGGUGGGGCCGGAGGAGGAAGCACUGGUGGUGGCAGUGGCCAGGAUGCGCAUGAUGAUGGCCCGCUGUUCGACGUGGCGCGUGGCCCCUAGUGGUUGGGCAGGUGACUCGUGUGUCUGGCGGGCUGCCGAGUACCUUUCCGGCGUGGAGGAUUCUCCAAGAUGUCUUCAAUGGGGAGCUAGAGGAUAGAUAGGGGGUCAAGCCUCUGUUCUGUUUUUGGUCCAGGGGUCCUUCAGGGGCCGCCAUGGGGUGGACAGCGCACUGGGUUUGCCCAAGAGUGGCGCGGUGCGACUUCCUGGAUAUACAAUUAGCAAGUACGAAGCUGCAGGCAUGGCCUCUUGUGCGUCUCUAUCUUUAGAGAGCUUGGUAUAUAGAGCAUGCUCUACGUAUGACACCAUCGGGCUAUGAACCGGCAUGAGCACACAAAUUCACACAAAUUCACCCCCGGUCACAGCUGGAAGCACUCGAGGGCACAUUGCCAUCUCUUUCCCGAGCGCUGUUGACCGUCAGAGACCCAACGCGCGCUCGUACUCAGACUGUGCGGUCCCACUACAACAGUUGCUGUCCACGAGCUCUUGUUCUGCGCUCUAUUCCGCGCCUAGCUGUCACUCCAAGCACGAAGCACGAUCAAUAAUCAGAGAAC
This is a messenger RNA of Diaporthe batatas, 1490 nucleotides long. RefSeq lists its product as uncharacterized. Gene Ontology annotation, molecular function: pyruvate transmembrane transporter activity. NCBI's taxonomy places the organism in Eukaryota, Fungi, Ascomycota, Sordariomycetes, Diaporthales, Diaporthaceae. The transcript is spliced from 2 exons. Gene Ontology annotation, cellular component: mitochondrial inner membrane. The coding region runs from base 286 to 825 and encodes 179 amino acids. The record is from RefSeq and is a predicted model, not a curated record. Gene Ontology annotation, biological process: pyruvate import into mitochondria.